This is a messenger RNA of Pterocles gutturalis (yellow-throated sandgrouse), 561 nucleotides long. It is a transcript of the gene SELENOK, whose product is annotated as selenoprotein K. The record is from RefSeq and is a predicted model, not a curated record. The annotation marks the transcript as partial. The transcript is spliced from 4 exons. Gene Ontology annotation, cellular component: Golgi apparatus; endoplasmic reticulum membrane. Gene Ontology annotation, biological process: calcium ion transport; endoplasmic reticulum calcium ion homeostasis. NCBI's taxonomy places the organism in Eukaryota, Metazoa, Chordata, Aves, Pterocliformes, Pteroclidae.
GACAGGUUUUGGAUAACCAGAGUCGGGCUCCUUGGCGUUUGUCAUCUAUAACAGAUUUCUUCUGGUCAAUAGCAGAUUUUGUGGUUCUUUUUUUCCAGAGCAUUAUUCAACCAGAUUUGAGAAGAAGAGGCUACACAUCUUCCUCCUAUUCAGGAUACAAUGAUGGAAGAGGGCCUCCAGCACAUCCUCGCCGUAGAAUGGGUCGAAUAAAUCACUGGGGUGGAGGCCCCAGUCCACCACCAAUGGCUGGAGGUGGAUGAGGAAGGUAAACGCCUGCUGAAGAGGCAAGCAAAAGAGCAUACACAUUUGCAAGAUGAAAGGGAAGAAGAGUUUAGUGCUGGACCAAAUGAGUCUGAAUGUUGUGAAUGUGUAUGUCGAACUGGAAACUGUUCUCUGCUACAAGCAGAUUAAUGAAGUUGUACUGGGAACUCCUCCAAGGAUCCGGUGUAACUGAACCACAGUCUUAUCAAAUACAUGUUUACUGUCUAAAGUCUUUGUAUAGUUUCUGAACAUUUUACUGUAGUUGAAAGUAGUAAGUAAAUUAUAUUUGGAUUGUCACAA